Molecule: messenger RNA, 307 nt
Organism: Ilex paraguariensis (yerba mate)
Lineage: Eukaryota; Viridiplantae; Streptophyta; Magnoliopsida; Aquifoliales; Aquifoliaceae
Source: the annotation of a GenBank genome assembly
AUGGCAAAAAAGAAAGCAUUCACUCCUCUUUUAUAUCUUGCAUCUAUAGUAUGUUUGCCCUGGUGGAUUUCUCUCUCAUUUAAUAAAAGUCUGGAAUCUUGGGUCACUAAUUGGUGGAAUACUGGGCAAUCCGAAACCUUUUUGAAUGAUAUUCAAGAAAAGAGUAUUCUAGAAAAAUUCAUAGAAUUAGAGGAACUCCUCCUCUUGGACGAAAUGAUCAAGGAAUACUCAGAGACCCAUCUACAAAAACUUCGUAUAGGAAUCCAUAAAGAAACGAUCCAAUUAAUCAAGAUACACAACGAAGAUC